GCAGUUGCAUGAAAAUGGCCGAUGUAAUUGGGAUAACGCAUUUUGAUAUAAUUAAUAUUUUUAUUGAUGUAAUUAACUAAUAUAAAUAAAUCAUUCAUUAAAUGAACACACCAGACAAGCAUUCAAUCGACAUUCAUACAUAGGUUAACGGAUGUUUUGUUUAAAUCUUCAUCCCAAUUCCUCUAGUUCCAAAUAAGCGGCAGCACCCUCGCUUGAGUUCGCGAAUGCCUUUAUCUUUUAUCUUUAUGUCAGUAAAAAUGUUUAUCUGAUUGUUAGCAAUAAUAAAAAAUCCUGAUUUAGAUAAAAUGGAUUCAAAUACAGUUUUUGAAACAAAAGGAAUGUGAUUUGAAGAUCCCUAGGAAGAUCAAAUUCCUAGCUUACAUUUGCAUGGUGAGUUCAACAAGUAUUUGCUAUUAGAGAACAAGUAACACAGUUAGUGGUGUAGGGAAGCAAACGAAUGUAACACCAAUUGAAAGUCCUUCAACAAGUAGAGAUGCACACAUGUUUCAAUUAUUUGAGAUACCCUUUUGUAGAAGUAUUUGGAAGAUAUAUGACGCCGAAAGGCGCUUUUACCAUGGGGUCGGUUACCACCCCAUCUUAGGGGUGGAAAUUUUUUAUUAUGUUUUGACUGCAAAAGUUGAUAAAAACAUUUAUUCUAAGCAAAAAAUAUUCUAUACUUUUUUUUGAUAAAAUUAAUACUUUUCGAUUUAUUCGCUAUCGAAAGUGUUAGUUUUAUAUAGAAAAAAUUAAUGUUUUUCGAUAUAUACUCAUUUACCAUUCACUCAAUUUUUGCCGUAGAAAAAAUUUUUUCCAACCAAGUUCUUGGGAAUUAAAUAACCUACAAUUUCAUAUAAAAACAUUUUUUCGUAUAUCUGAUGCUAAUCUUUCUAUUUUGAAGAAAAUGACCUUUUUUACCAAACUACAAAAAGUCGUUAUUCGCUUUUAACUCUAGUUUUUUAAAAACUAAUCAUUCUAAGCCAGUCAAACUUUUAAAAUCUAUUAAUAAUACAUAAAUAAAGAAUAAUUAAUAAGGCCAAUGACUAAAAGCAAAGCUAACUUACAUUAUUAUGCUUCCAAUUGGAUUUCUUUUUUUUUUUUUGAAAAAAAUAUAUUGAUUUUUUAACCCUAACCUUUUUAAUUUUUAUCUUAGAAAGUUUGUUAAAAAAUAGUUUUGUAGGUUUUUACAAGAUCUAUAAAACUAUUAAUACCAAAUGCUUUUAAAAUCCUCAGUCGCAAAAAGUGGUGACUUUGAAAGGGUUGGUAAAGGUGCACUCAAAAAAAUUUAGUUCGUAAUAUUGAUUAACAGUGAUUAUUGAAUAGUAUUUCGUUGUCACAACAAUUUAAUUUGUUGUUUCAACGAACUUUUAGACAUUGGCGAAUGUACUUGGUUAUUGUCACAAUGAUUGAAUAAUAAUUGUGAGAAUAACUAGAGUACAUUAAUCAAUAACACUCAAUUUAUUCAGCCAAUAACUUAGUUUCGUAUAUUUAAUAAAUACUGUUAAUUGUGGCAGCAACUCACGUUCUUGAUUUCGUAGAUGACAAGCAAUUACCUUGGUUUAUUGUGACAACGUACAGAUUUCAUUAAAACAAUGUACAAAUGUUGUUAAUAUAGAGUAAUAUAUGAUUAUUGAAUAGAUGUACACUGAUUGUUGUGCCAACGAAUGCAUUAAUAAAUCUACUACUGCCUUUAAUUCUCACAAUCAAUGCGUUAAUUGUGACAAUAAUCGUGGUUGUUGGGACAAUAAAUGUUUUGCUUGACCAUUUGAAAUGUAACGGCUUUUCGUUAUCGUGAUACCCCUAGCUUCUCUGUGUUACCAUUGUUUAAAAAAGAGUUCUUUGUUAAACAAUGCUGUUACCUCUACCGAAGUGCCAAAUAAUAAUUGCAUUUUGUUUCCAAGUGUAGUCCGUAGUAGAAGGAAGAUUUCGUGUGUCUCUUAUCGUGAAAUAAGGUAAAUAUCAACCUACUUAGAUAUCUAGACAUUUUCAUAAUUUUAUUAUUAUACAAAACGUUUUUGACUAAUAUGAGCUUAUAUUAUGAAUUUUGACCUUAUGGGUAUAUUGAAUAAAAAUAAGUGCUGCCUUAGAGAUAGGAACUUUCACACAAAAGCUAAUAUGUACUUAUAAGGAUAAGAUAUUACUUAUUUUUUAUAUUUGAAUAAAAGUAAGUUUUUUCUGAUAAGGUAAAUACGGGAGAACAUCAUAAUUAAAAAUAAACUUGUCAGUGUCUUAUGUUUGUAAGUGUUUACUUUUAAUAUUGUCUUGUGAUGUUAUUUAUAAUAUGAACUGAAAAUGUGUACUGAUUAGUACACGAAACAUCUAUCAAUAAUUGAAUGAAUUAGCUGAUAUCCUUUCUCUUAUUCUCAAACCUUUGACGGAAAACUCUUCAUUAUAGACUCUGUUAAUUAUCAUUAUCUAGAAUGAGUGAUAUUAAAUAAUUCCUCGCUUCUAUUUUGGGGGUUUUUGAAUGGGCAUAAUAACCAUGGAGCAAUUUCAUAUUCACUAUCUCCAAGAAAGCAAAAAGUGCCUCUAAACUUACGUAUAAUUUGAUAAAUCGAACUUUGUUUCCAAAUUCUCCAAUCGUGAACACUUCCAGGCCACUCAGUGUCCACAAUUUAAUCACUUCAUGUGUAUCAUACGUUACUUGUACAUUUAUGCUAGAAAAUCGUUUUCUAUUAAUAAAUUCCUCACCAAAUUCUGAAGAUUUUUUAAUUUGAACAUGGGUGCAAUCCAGUGCACCAAUAACUAGGUAUUUGCAAUCGGUUAGCCCAUUUUAUCCUUUCUUCUUCCAUACCUUCCAGGUUAGACAGAAACUUUAUCCACUGAUGUGAUUUCUGUCAGCAAGCUUAUUUAUGGUUUUACAAACCGUCGUAUGGUGAACACCAAAAUCUUCAGCAAUACCUGAUUGAAAUCCAGGUAUCACUAACGUAUCGCAGAAAAAUUUCCAUCCUUUGUCGAGAGCAAAGUGCAACUCCUCUGGUUUCGUCUAGCUGUGGAAAAAACCAUAUGGAAAACUUUUUUAUUGUCAACUUUACGAAAAAAUAUGAUUCUUCAUCAAAAGUUCUACAUGUUCUAAAAUCUAAAAUACAACCAUCAGAUAUUAAAUUUUAUCAAUAGUAUACAAGAUAUGUCAAAAAAUAUGAAUUUCGCUAAAGAAUAAAGUACCUUUAUAUUUCAGAAUACCGAAAAUUAUUAUUAAAAAAAGUUAUUUGAAAUGUUAUAAUAUAUUUUAUAAUAUGUAUAUGAAAAUUUUGUCAUAAUAUAUAUUUAUAUUCUUCUAAUUAAAAAAAAUUCAAAUUUUUCUCAAAUUACGGAUACCUUAGCUUUUAUUUUUGAUAACUCCAUUAUGAAUUUUACGAAAAAUAAAAAUACGAAAAUUUCUUAAUAACAAUUUUCGAUAUUGUGAAAUAUAAAGGUAGGCUACUUUACUCCCGAACGAAAUUCAUAUUUUUUGACAUACCUUGUAGACUAUUGAUAAAAUUUAAUAUCUGAUAAUUGUAUUUUAGAUUUCAGGACACGCAGAAUUUUUUAUGAAGAAUAAUUUUUUGUAGUAAAAUUGAUAAUAAAAAAGUUUUCAUAUGAUCCCAGCUUUAUGACCCUAGUUUAUGGAUGUUGUAUGGAUGCGCCAGGUAUCUAUUAAAUACCUGGGUUCGGCUUUAUCAGUAAAACAUUUAUACAUACAUUUAUUUUGUUUCAGUUUGUGUAGAAAAGGCAAGCAAAUUAUAAAUGUUUCAAAAAUGUUAUGUUUUUUAUGCAAGAAAAAAUUCGAUAGUUUAAAAAUUCUUUUCUCACAUUUCAAGCGGGUUCACGAUUUACGUUCUGACGGUAUAUUUAGAUGUUGUGAGCUCGAAUGCCAUCAAAUUUUUCAAAACUUGGGCAGUUUCAAAAAGCACAUAAAUCGUAAACAUAUUAAUAUUGCUAUCGUGGGCGAUGUAGUAACUGUUAAUGAUAUUCAUAAUUCUGAUGAUUUUGGAAAUCAAAUGAUGAAUAAUCAUUCUGAUCUUGAUUAUGAUCAUACUACUGAAAGCCAAGAAACAUCACUACUAAAUUACAAACCCAACCAAAUGCAAGAAAUAUUAUUGGAUAAUUCCACUCAAUUAUCAAGUAGUAGUAACGAAACCCCUAACUGUGAUGUUAUUUUUGAUAUCAAUAAGCACGGCUAUCAGGAAAAUAAUAGUAUCGGUUUCAACAGCACUAAUAAUUUAACACAAUUAGAAUUAUCAAAGAGAAAAGUACACGAUUUAGUCAUAGAAUUUGUAUUAAAACUUCACAAUAAUAGCAAGUUUACGAGAAAAGAUGUUUUAGAAAUUCAAGAGGACACAACAAAACUUUUAAUUGAUCCUAUAUUAGAAAGUUUAAUAUAUUUUGCUAAGUGUAAUUUUGUUGACAAUAGCCUCUUGUACAAUAACUUUUUUGGUCUGAUAACGAGUUUUAAAAGUCCAUUUAAGCUUUUCACAACAGAUCAUUUACUAUUUAAAACUUUACGUAAAAAAGGUUAUACGGAUAAAGUGAAAGAAUUUAUCGUUAAUGAUGAAGUACGUGUAAUGCACAAAAAAGGUAGUUUAGUAGUUGAUGAAAAGAAAAUUACUGGAGUUUUAAUGCCUCUUAAGUUUCAGUUUAAAACAUUUUUUGAAAAAAAAGGGUUGCUUGAGAAAACUUUGAAACAUAUUGAAUAUUUGCAAGGCCAAACAAAAUUAACAAAUUUUAUUCAGGGUGAGUUGUGGAAAAGUAAAGUGUCAAUGUAUCCUAAUAAAACUUUACUACCAUACUUUAUUUAUAUUGAUGAUUUCGAAAUCAAUAACCCUCUUGGAUCACAUUCUUCUAAACAUUCAAUAUGUAAUACCUAUUAUUCUUUCCCAUGCCUUCCUGUAGAUGAAUCAAAAUUGGAAAACAUUUUUCAUGGCGCUGUUAUAAAAUCUACAGAUGUAAAAACAUUUGGUAAUGAAAAAUGUUUUCAAAGUUUAAUACAAGAAUUAAAAGAGCUAGAGGUCAAUGGGCUAGAGAUUCAAAUUAAUGAAAUUUCGAAUUUACGUGUUCAUUUUGUAUUAGGUUUAGUAUUGGGUGAUAAUUUGGGCCUAAACUCAUUUUUAGAUUUUUCCAAAUCAUUUUCAGCAAAUUUUUAUUGUAGAAUAUGUAGAGUAGAAAAAAAAGACUGCCAAAAGUUUUGUAUUGAAAAUACCGAAAUGAUACGAACAAUUUCUAACUACAAUUCAGACUUAGCCAGUUCAUCCGAGAAUAGAGGAAUAAUUUGUAACUCUCUACUUAACGAUAUUCCAUCUUUUCAUGUUGUUCAUAAUUACUACGUUGAUAUAAUGCAUGAUAUAUUCGAAGGUGUAUGCCACUACUGUAUUAGUCAUGCAAUUAUUUACUUUAUUAAAAUGAAGUAUUUUGAUUUAAAAAUUUUAAAUUCAAGAAGAGAGAAUUUUGAAUAUGGACCUAAAGAAAUUGGUAAUAUGCCUGGAAAAAUUGAAUUACAUCACCUUAAUAGUAAAAAAUUAAAAAUGUCUGCUAGAGAGAUGAUGACAUUUAUAAGUUACUUUCCUCUUAUGGUAGGAGAUUUGAUUCCAGAUGAUGAUGAAGUUUGGAUCUUUCUCAUUAAUUUAAUAGAAAUUAUAGAUAUCUUACUAUGUUUUGAAGUAGCAAAUCCGGAUAUUAUUUUAUUACAAAAUAAAAUUAAAAAACUUAACAGCGAUUAUACUGUACUAUUUAACGACACGCUUAAACCCAAAUUUCAUAAUUUGACUCACUAUCCAAAUAUUAUUCGGCAAUCUGGACCUCUUAGAAAAUUAUGGUGUUUUAAAUACGAAUCUAAUCAUAUCCAUUCUAAAAUUUGCUGUCACUGUAUUAAUUCUAGAAAAAAUAUAUGUAUUACCUUGUCCAAAAAAUAUCAGUUAAAAUUUGCCUACCAAAUUUUAAAAAACGAAGAACCCACCACUACAUUGAGUGCGAAUAGUAGACAUAAAAGACAGAGUAAUUUCAAAAAUAUUAUUUAUGAGCAACUAAAUAUCGUUGAUAAAAGUUCUGUUCAAUUUUAUUCUCAAUUAAGAUACAAAGGAACCCAGUUUAAAUGUGGUGAUUAUAUAUCUGUAUUAAACAAUGAUAUUCAUAUCUAUAAAAUUGUAGAAAUUAUUUUACUGAAUAAAGAUGAAAUAUUAUUCUUUUCACAAAAAUUAAUAAAUACAAACUAUAGGUCCCAUUUUCUUGCCCAUGAAGUGGAUUUAAGUAAUUUGGGCCAAUUAUCACUGAUUUCAGUUAAUGAAUUAAUAGGACCACCAGUAGAUUUAAUAAGAACAGCGAAAGGCAUUAACAUGAUAAAAGUAAAAGAACAUUAUUCUACAAUAGCAUUCUAAUAAGGCUUUUCAUUCCGAGUCAUUAGUUUCGAGCUUCUGUCAUGUGUCACAUAAUAUUAAUAUAUCUACGUCAUACGUUAUUGGCAUAUACCAAUGAUGCAAACCAAAGACGUGUGACGUAGAUAUAUUAAUAUCAUGUGACACAUGACUGAAGCUCGAAACAAAUGACAAUCGAUGAAAAGCCCUAUAGUAUAUACCCCAUUCCACGAAUAUACGACCCUCUUGGAUUAUCGCGACAACGAAUAUUUUACUGUGCAAAAUAUGAAGAACGAAAGUAAAUUGCAAAUUAUAUUCUUGUUUAUUGGAGUAAUUAUUAGAGCAAAGUACUUUCGUACUUCUUAAGUUGCACACUAAAAUAUUCGUUGUCGCGAUAAUCCAAAACAGUCGUAUAUUCGUGGAACCCACCAUACAUAUUUUGCAACGAGCAUUUAAUGACGGUAAUUACCAUGCGAUUGACGUAUACGAUCACGAGCUGCGAUGCGAUGAGUGUCGUAUGAAAGACGAGCAUCAUAAUAACAAUUAAAACACUGAAAACAUUUGUUUUCAAUAGUUCCUCAAAAUUUAUUAUUCAACUAUGUCACUACAGCUGUUUCUGCAAAGUGCCUUUAUAUAAAAUAAAUCACUUGAGAAAGGCACUCAAAAUAAUAAAUUUUGAGGAAGUAUUGAAAACAAAAGUUUUUAGUGUUUAAUUGUCAGAUAAAAUGAACUUCUACCAAGUAACCGUCGAACCCAUUAAUUAAUUAAAUGUAAGUUGUAUACAUGAUUUUUUUAUAAUCAUUCACAAAAAAAAUAAAUCCAAAUUUAUUUAUUUUGUAACACAAAAUUAAGUACUUACAUAUAAGCUUAAGGCAGGUUUCACCAACAACAUAUAAAUCGGUGGAUAGUUAUUGGUCGAAUAAAAUUUAUUAGUCGAGUAUAUAUUUAAUUUCGUGUCAACAACUAUUUGUCAUUUGUAUUCCACAAUUAGUUGUUCGUCGACGAAUAAGUCCUAUAAAUAUAUAAUGAUUUUCCACCAGUACUCGUUGGUAUAAUAAAAACAAGCGCAUUGCAUUCCACUGUUGUAAUCGUAUGAGAUAUACAUAACCUAUAUUUUGUUAUUUGUUGAUAUUUAUCACAAUACAUAAUAGAAAAUAUUUGUUUGAUUUGUUUAUUGAAAAUAGACAAAAAAACGUGAAAAGAUAAUUAAUUUUUAUGUUUAUGUUUUAUAGUCUGCAUGUUAUAUACAAUAAUCAUUAUUGGAAUAAAUUUGAGGCGACGUAACUUUUCUUACGUUGUUUUUACAGACAUUUUCUUAAAAUUAUUUAAUUUUGGAACUGUUAGUUUAUUUAAAUAUUAAAUAUUCUUUGUCUAAAUUAUAAACUGUCCAAGUGAAUGAAUUUGACUUGGCAUUGAUCGUUGCGUAUGUGCUACCGACACGACGUUACAGAACGUCAUCUCGCGAUUUUAUUAGUUAAAAUCUGUAUCACCAUGAAUCUCAUUAUACAUGACAGGUAGCCAAAUCAUAAUUGAUAAUAUAUUAAAGUAUGAGAGUAGAAAAAACAACCUAAUAAUAUAAUUUAACCAAUAUUUCAAUAAAAUCAUAACAUUUUUAAACGUUUUGAGCUAGCUAGAACAUCAUGUAUCAAAAUAAUGACGGAGAAACAGAUGCCACUUACCAAAUCGGUCAGAAUUUGGCGAAUUUUCUUGGCAAUGAAUAUAUUAUGCCUCCAGAGAUGAAAAAUAAUAUAGCGCAACAAAACGAAACUGUACAACAACUCGAGUCAAUGCUGACAGAUUUAUCCAAAUGCCAUACAAAUGAUUCAAACCAAAAUCUACAUGACUACGAGAUUGAACAUCAAAGUGAAUCUGAAGUAAGCGACAUUGCUGGCACCAAUAGUAACAAGAAUUCCCAAGAUGAAAAUCUCGAAUCAAUUGAACUCAGAAAUUUAUUAAAAUUAUGGAAUAUGGAAAGUCUGACAGAUCAUUUAAUAGGUGAGAAUGUUUUUAUACCGGUGUUAAAAGUGAUUAAACGACAUCAUAUAGAGUUGCUAAUGAAAAAUUUCGAUUUGGGUACCUACAUUCUGUUUGAACAUCAACUGGAAAAUUGGAGAGAGAGUAUUGGGACUACCUUUAGUGAACCAAUGCAGGGAAAAAGCAUAUCCAUUUAGCAAUCCAAGCACUUCACCAUCUACUUCGCGAAUGACUUCCAGAGAAAGUACACCUACACGCUUUACGCCAUACGACAGACCAUCUACAUCUACCCCAGAAGAAUACGUCUCUUUGGCUGAUAUUUUGAAAACUCAAUAAAGGCUCUAUGCUUACAGAGUACUAUACAAAGUUUGAUAAGUUUAAAGAGGAGCAGCGCCUUCUUCUUGUCGGCUUAAUUGCAGGUUACUAUGAGGAAAAGUCGCUACAAUUAUCCUUAAGUGCAAGUCAACGUUUGGAACAGGAAAUUUUGGAGCGGUUCCCUACAGAAAAAUUGAACCUGAAGACAAUGCAGAAAGUAUCAUUCGGUGUUUAAAAUACGACAAUUUGAGUAUUGAAGAAUCCGACCAAUGUUGGAAGGCAUGCUCUAGAUACCGCUUGAUUGAAGUAAAGAAGCUUGCUUCAACAAAAUCCAUAAUGGAAGCAUGGCCAUUUUAUAAAAGUCCUUCAGGAUAUCGUUUGAUUGACAUGGACUUUAAAAUUGCUUUUAAUGAUAAUGAUGGCCUUAUUUUAAAUUGGGAUAAUCGUUUUGACACUCUUGUUAACUUUUUAUCGAGCGAUGGGCACAUAAAAGAUAAGAAAAUUAAAGGAAUAGUAGAAAAUGUGAGGAACACUCCUGAUUUAGCAGAAAAUGGAAAAAAUGCGGCAAUUUUUUGGGCUCUGCAUGGUUACUUUGUUCCUACAAAAUUGGUUGUGACAAAGAAGGAUGAGAGAAAGACAAAUACAAAAUACACAAUUAAAGACUCUCAAGAAUCCUUUUUAUUUAUUGGAAAAACCCAACAAGAAGUAGAAGACCACCUACUUCACCUGAAGGAUAGGAAUAUAUCUAUUCAGCCGUUUUUAUGUUGCGUCGGUGAAGAUAUAUUAAACAUUACAAACAUAUGUAUCUAUUUUGAUGAAAUACGAUACAAUUUCAAAAAUUUUGUUCGAGCCGUUGAUAUAUGUUUUAAAAUAAUUUAUUUAUUUGAUUUGGAAUUUCCACCAGCGUCUCUUACAUUUUAUAGCUUCAUCGAGAGUUAUUUUUAUAAUUUCAAGUCAAAAAAUAUGACUUCGAAAAUCCAUAUUUUAACAGACUUUUUAAAUAAUAUAUAGAUCAAAAAGAAAUGUCUUAUAGUUCCUAGUCUAGCAUAAAAUAUUAUGUUUGAAUUAUGUAGUUGUGGAAAAAUAUUGUCAUUUAUUUUUUUAAAUGUUGCAUGUUUUGUCAACUUCAUUAAGUUAAGAAACUGAAUUUUAUUAGACAUAACUUUUAACUACAACAAUUAGCCUGCUAGGAACUUGCCGUUAUUGGUCUCUAGUAGUUGUGAACCAAGAGCCUAUAAUUUCUUUAUUUUUAAAAUAUUGCAUGUUUUUCUAAAUUUAUAUCUAUCUAGUAACUAGUAACUUAUCUACUCCUACCCUACUAGUUUAUUGUGCUUAACAUCAACUUGUGUUGAAUACUAGGGCCCAAUUUUAUUAAAUUAUUUUAAAAUGCACAGGAUGCCCUAAAAUGGGUAACUCAAAUGUAGGUAGGUACGUUUUAUUUUACGGAACUCCAUAUAGCCCAAAUGGAUUGUAGUAAAAAAUAAUUUUUUUAAUCUACCUACCACACUUAUGUUUUUUAAAAUUAUUAUUAUGGGUACUUAUACUAAAUUCACAAUCAAGAUGCAGUAGAAAUAAACAAACUAAGACAUGUUAAAUACUACUAGGAGCACUACCGAAUCAUAAAUUACAAUGCAUAAACUUUGGAAAUCAUGAUUUGUGAUUUACAGUGUAUAUACAUUGUAAAUUAUGAUUCGGGAGUGCUCCUAGUAGCAUUUAACGUGUCUUGGUUUGUUUAUUUUUACUGCAUCUUGAUUGUAAAUUUAGUAUAGUACAGAUUCUCCAAAAAUUAUGUUUUUAUAUUUUUAUUCACUAUUGUGUCGCAAUGGGUAUAUAUUAACCACUUGAGUAUCAUUAGGCCUUAACUAAAAACGUGCAAUAUUAAUGAAAAAAAAAUACAACUAAUUAUUGGCUAAGCAGACUAACUGUUGUACAGUUGAGUCCGGGAAUCUUUACCCGUGCGUCAUCAUUUAAAGCAUACGAAAUAAGUCGAUGAUAAGUCGGAAAUUGAAAUUUACUAAACGCAACCGCAAGUCAUUUACUGUCACUUGCUGUUGCGUUUAGUAAAUUUCAAUUUCCGACUUAUCAUCGACUUAUUUCGUAUGCUUUAAAUGAUGACGAACGGGUAAAAAUUCGCGAACUCAACUGUAAACAAUGAUUUUUAUUAUUAAUCGUGUUAGAUGUUUUACUAAUUUAAAGUUAGCCAAGCAUGCAUUAUUUUUUUGAAAAAGAAACGACAUUUUUUGAAUGGCAAAUUAUCAUGUAUAAUUUCAAUUUAUAAAAUAUCAAAAAUAAAAUAUUAUAGGUAC
This is a messenger RNA of Diabrotica virgifera virgifera (western corn rootworm), 10918 nucleotides long. RefSeq lists its product as uncharacterized. The transcript has 6 exons. The coding region runs from base 3603 to 6347 and encodes 914 amino acids. The record is from RefSeq and is a predicted model, not a curated record. NCBI's taxonomy places the organism in Eukaryota, Metazoa, Arthropoda, Insecta, Coleoptera, Chrysomelidae.